AUGAGUUUCAUCGCGAUAUACGUGGACAACGAGUUCAGCCAAAUCCGUACAACGUUGGAAUGGCAGUUCAAGUUGUCUACUCUGGGAGAGCUGCGCCAGUUCCUCGGAAUCCACAUCGAGAAGGUCAAAGGCCACUACCAUCUGAACCAGCGUAGCUACAUCGAGAAGCUACUCGGACGGAGACAAAUUUGCCGACGAACACGUCGUACCGUUUGUUGGUUGUACGUCGCGGUCAACUCCCGGCCGGACAUCUGCAUCGAAACUUCGCUGUUGUGCAGGAAAGUUUCUAAUCCCAGCAAUCGCGACUGGACAGAAGCCAAACGCACCCUGAAAUAUCUGAAAGGAACCAAGGACCUCCGUCUGCACCUUGGUAACGGAGAUGGUCUGAUCAUCAAAUUCGGCGGUGGAGUGUGGAACUCGCACAUCACCGACUCCCUGCCCGCCGCCAAGAACAGCUUCCAGACCACGCACGGUCUCGUCCAGACGCAUCCGUCCUUUGGAAAGACCGGCCCAUCGGCCCUCCCACUAACCGUGGGAUCACGAGCAAGCAGCAGUCCCCAGUUGGCCAGCGGGAUCCCAUCGAUCACCAACCCGAACUCCCGGUCACCGUUCCGUCAGCCGUACUUUAGCACCAGUGAUACCCCGAACUCCGUCGCAAUCCCAGCUUGUGCGCCCGAGCUUGCCGCGAAGGAAAACCACCGAGGAUCGGCUACUAUCAAUUUACCGUCGAGGACUACACCGUGCUGGAAGCUGCAGGCAGGCAGAGGAGGUCGGUCGGAGCGACCAAAGCGAUUUGAUUCCAAGCUGGUGGACACGUACUUCGAUGAUGUUGGUGGAAUGGCCAAGAUUUUGCGCGAGUUUUUGCUGCACGUGAAGCAACCGGAGUGCCGCCUCCGCGUGGAUUUGUGCUCGGGGCAGACGUUGCUUGCGCACGCUAUCGCUGGUCAGCUUAAGAUUGGACUGGCCACAAAGUUGGUCGCGGAGGUUUCCAGCAAGUUGUAGCCAGGCAUCCGGGAGGUGUUCAA
Messenger RNA from Culex quinquefasciatus (southern house mosquito), 1025 nucleotides. RefSeq lists its product as uncharacterized. The transcript has 4 exons. Lineage: Eukaryota; Metazoa; Arthropoda; Insecta; Diptera; Culicidae. The record is from RefSeq and is a predicted model, not a curated record. The coding region runs from base 1 to 1002 and encodes 333 amino acids.